This is a messenger RNA of Trichomycterus rosablanca, 4756 nucleotides long. RefSeq names its product integrin, alpha 9 (gene itga9). The record is from RefSeq and is a predicted model, not a curated record. The coding region runs from base 223 to 3324 and encodes 1033 amino acids. Gene Ontology annotation, biological process: integrin-mediated signaling pathway; cell-matrix adhesion; cell adhesion mediated by integrin. The transcript is spliced from 28 exons. Gene Ontology annotation, cellular component: integrin complex; external side of plasma membrane. Gene Ontology annotation, molecular function: integrin binding. NCBI's taxonomy places the organism in Eukaryota, Metazoa, Chordata, Actinopteri, Siluriformes, Trichomycteridae.
AAAAGCAACUACGGGUUAAACAUUCAGGAGCGGAUCAUUAGAAUAACGCGCUGUGGCCGCUUAAUGUUACUUCUGAAUUCGCUUUUACGAUCGUUUUACACACGUGAGCGUUAUUACUUAGUUUUAAUGUAGUUAAUUAAGGUUUAAGUUAAUUACUUAUACCCCCGAGAUUUCAGCCGUUACUCUCAGCGUUUCGAGCAUUUACAUUACACUGCAUUGAGGAUGUACUGCGAAGGAUCGGAACUAUUAACGUGGAAAAGGUGGAUUUUGGAUGUAUUUUACUUGUGUUUGUCCGCCCCUUUGGCUUAUUCAUACAAUGUUGACUUGGAACAACCUUCGAUUUUUCGUGGACCAAAUGCGUCGUUUUUUGGGUACUCUGUCCUCGAACAUUACCAUGACAAUACGCGAUGGGUCCUGGUAGGAGCACCACGGGCAAAUUCAUCCUUUAGCAACUCCGUUAACUCCCCUGGAGCUGUGUUUAAGUGCCGUAUACACAGCAAUCCAGAGCACCGCUGCACUGAAAUUGACCUGGGCAGAGGAAACAAGCCAAGGGAAUCUUGUGGGAAAACAUGUCAAGGGGACAGAGAUGAUGAAUGGAUGGGGGUCAGUCUGGCAAGACAAGACAAACCAAACGGGAAAGUUCUGGCCUGUGCACACCGCUGGAAAAAUGUCUACUAUGAGUCAGAGCACAUCCUACCCCAUGGUUUCUGUUCUGUGAUACCACCAACAUUACAGGGAAAAACACAGGCUCUCAUUCCAUGUUAUGAAGACUAUAAGAAGAUGUAUGGUGAAGAACAUGGAUCAUGUCAGGCAGGAAUAGCGGGUGUUUUUAUGGAGGAGGUGGUUGUCAUGGGGGCACCUGGAUCAUACUACUGGACAGGAACAGUAAAAGUGUUCAAUAUCACCUCCAAUACCCAGUACAACCUCAACAAAGAUGAUUUAAGUUCUCAAAGAUACAGUUACCUGGGCUAUUCAGUGUCAGCUGGUCACUUCUCUUCACCCACUGCUAUUGAUAUUGCUGCUGGUGCACCUCAGGAUAGUGGUGGAGGCAAAGUUUAUGUCUUCAGAAUUGAGGGUACCUCUCUUGUAAAGGUCUUUCAAGCCACAGGGAAAAUGAUGGGCUCUUACUUUGGCUCCUCAAUGUGUGCAGUUGACCUAAAUGCAGAUGGACUAUCAGAUCUGCUGGUGGGAGCACCCAUGUUCAGCAGUGUUCGGGAUGAAGGCCAGGUGUCUGUUUACUUAAGCAGGGGCAAUGGAGUGAUGGAGGAGGUGAUGAUUUUAAAUGGGGACAAUGCUCACAAUGCCCAUUUCGGAGAGUGUAUUGCUAGCAUCGGGGAUAUUGAUGAUGAUGGUUUCCAAGAUGUGGCAAUAGGAGCUCCCAAAGAGGAUGAUUAUGGGGGAGCAGUAUACAUCUAUCAUGGUGAUACUACUGGAAUAAUCAGCAAGUACUCAAUGAGGUUGUCUGGAAAGAGCAUCCAUCCAACUCUUCUGAUGUUUGGCCAGUCAAUAUCUGGCAGUUUGGACAUGGAUGGAAAUGGAUAUCCAGAUAUGACAGUUGGUGCAUUUAUGGCUGACAGUGUGGUGUUAUUACGAUCCAGACCAGUAAUCACAGUGGAUGUCUUAAUCUUUCUGCCAGCUUCAAUAAAUAUCUCAGUGCCUCAGUGUCAUGAAGGCCCUCAGAAUCUCAACUGCUUUAAUGUCACUGUCUGUAUGCGUUUCCAUGGGAAACAUGUGCCUGGAUUCAUAGAGCUGAUAUACAAUCUGACAGCUGAUGCUGAAAAGCGACACAAAGGAAUACCAUCUAGGGUCUAUUUCAUACGCAGUGGAGAGCAAACCGCUACUGUGAGUCAAGACUUUAACCUUAAAAUCAACCAGCAGGAAUGUCAUCAGUACACAGCCUAUGUCCAGAAAAAGGUGAAGGAUGUCUUUGCACCUAUCACUUUUGAGACAUCAUACAGCCUGGGAAAGGAUCAGCUGCAAAGACAUCACAAGCAAGAGCUUGGUUUACUUACACCUGUUCUUCGUUGGAAAAAGGGAGAAAGAAUUGCAGCCAAGAAUGAGACUUGGUUUGAGAAGAAUUGUCUGUCUGAUGACUGUGCUGCUGACUUACAGCUACAUGGGAAACUGCUGCUUUCAGGACGUCACAUCAGACCUCAUCUUGCUCUUGGAGGGGUAAAAAAUGUCUCCCUUAACAUAACAAUUUUCAACGCUGGGGACGACGCCUAUGAUACAAAUAUCUACCUAAAUUUUUCCAGGGAGGUCCAUUACAUCAACUUUAUGCAAAGGGAAGAAAAUGGCAUUUCCUGUGAACUGGUUCAGCUGGACUUCCUCAAAUGCAGUGUGGGAUUUCCCUUCAUGAGGGCACAGACCAAAUAUCAUCUGUCUGUGCUUUUUGACACAAGUCAUCUAUCUGGUGAAAAUAAGACAUUACUAUUUUUAGUACAUGCCAGGAGUGCCAACCCAGAGCAUGAACACAAAUUACAUGAUAACAGUUUGGAACUGUCAGUCUUACUGGUUCAUGAAGUGGACACUGCAAUAACUGGUGUGGUUUCUCCUUCAUCUUUUGUCUAUGGAAAUUCUGCUGACUCUUCUCAUUUGGUUCAGCUGGAGGACAUGGAGUGCAGGUUUCAGUCUCUUAACUUUACCUUCCAGGUGAUAAACAAUGGGCCAAGCAGACUGCCUGGUUCUAUUGUAAACAUAAGAAUACCUAACAGGAUGACUAGCAAUGGGGCUGACAUGUUCCACAUUCUAAACUUAAAAGUAUCUGAGGGUCGAGGAAAUUGCACAUGGCACAAAAACCCCACACCAUGCACCAUCCCCCAGGACAAACAAAGCAUUUUCCACACCAUCUUUGCUUUCUUUACCAAGUCUGGCAGAAAAGUAUUGGACUGUGAUCGACCAGGAAGAGCCUGUCUAACUAUCUCAUGUAGUUUGGGAUCCCAAGCUAAAGAAGAAACUACAAGCAUUGAUGUGCGAAUUCUACUGAACACUGAAACACUUAAGAAACAGGACAGCUCUUCAGUAAUCCAGUUUGUGACAAGAGGUCAUGUGCAAGUGGACAGCCAGACUAUGGAGGUGCCCAGUGGUUUACCAGAGGACAUUUCUCUGAUAUUUGAGGCAUUGCACAGUCAAGAGCCCCGGGGAUAUGUCGUUGGCUGGAUCAUUGCCAUUAGUCUGCUUGUUGGUAUCCUCAUCUUCCUCUUGCUAGCUGUACUCCUCUGGAAGAUGGGCUUUUUCAGACGGCAUUACCGAGAGUUCAUAGAAGCGGAAAGGCACAGAGAAGACAGCGAUGAGAGUUGGGAUUGGGUCCAGAAAAGCCAGUGAAAGGGACUGUUUUCCAAAGACUUAAUAAGCUGCUAUGUUCACCAUGGCCAUGUCCUUAAACCCAUACCAUCUAGUCUUCCAUAUGUGGAAGAGAUGAUUAUUCUCCAAAUUUUUCGGAGGUUUAAUACAUUUUUGUGGGUGCAAGUCACCUGAUAUUUGAAAUGACAGUGUGGAAUGCCAGAAAUGACUUGUAGUGGAAUUCCACGGAUUCCAUUGGAAGUGGCAUUUUAUAGUGGAAACAGAGAGACAGAAGAAAGGUAACAGACUUUUACUGAAGGAUAUGGAUAUUGUGUCAAAACUAGCAGAUAAUAAAAACCCUCAGGACGCUGUUUUAGAGUAAAGUAAUUUUUUAACAUGUACUCCGCAUUUUUUGGAUGAGAGCAUUUAAAUGGCUUGUAAAUUUCAAAUAUAUCUUUUUGGUCAAAUACAACUUAUUGGUAUUCUUUUUUUCUAAGCACUGAUACCUGAUAUAUGUGUAUCAAUUGAAAAAGUGGAACACUUUGUGAAUGAAAGGAUUGUACCUCCAUUUCUUAUCAUUUCUCAUCAUGUUUUAGAAGAUAUAGUAAAUUGCAAAAGUUCAAUGCAGAAAAAAUGCUGAAACAUCAUUGGAUCAGAUUUUCUGAUAAAAUCCACUGAAAUAUUUUAUGUUGUAAAUCUGUUUAAUGUUGACAACAUACAGUAGAUUAUUCUUUUAAAUAUAGAAUUCGAGCUGUCCUAAAACAUGAUACAAUAACACCUUUGACUUUUGCAUUACUUACUUUGUUUCUGUCAGGUGAUAUUGGCUGAUAUUGGAUGAUAUUGGCUGAUUUUAAAACCAAAUAAAAAAAUGAAAGGAAAAUUCAGCAGAACAUCCUUAAUUAAAGAAUAUUUCUACCACAGUAAGAUAAAGGAAACAUCUGAAUUAGUGUUGUUAUAAUUGUUUUACUAUCUGUAUGUAAAUAUCAACCCCAAUGUACCAUUUUAUCUGUAAAACAUUACUCACCAAGUUGCUAUUAAUUACAUUUAUUGUUUUUUUUUUUUUACCUACUUAUAGUUUGCACUCACCCGAACUGUAUACUUGUUUUAAGCUUUUCUGUUGCUUCUCAGUCUCUUUUUUUCUCAAUAAUUUAGAAAUAAAAAAUGUUAAUGCAGUGCUAUAGAUCACAAUUGUGCUGCAAAUUCUUAAAUGUAUCCUUUGCACUCAGUUUUUACAUGUUUGCCUGUUUAAGUAAAUGUAAUAUUUGUGGAUUAUUUGUUAAUUAGAGAUACUACAAUAGAAUAUGUGUGAUUAUACUGCUGUCAAUAGCGUCUGGUCAAAUGUAGACCCUUAGAAUAAGUAAGAAAGUGCUGCACUUUAUGGCUGGACUCUUUGGGGCUGUUAGAAAAGUCAACACUUUGGUUUGCAGAACUCCCUCAAAACUUUAUCUUUUAUAAAGCAAACACCUGCUUGGUC